Molecule: messenger RNA, 1287 nt
Organism: Cyprinodon variegatus (sheepshead minnow)
Lineage: Eukaryota; Metazoa; Chordata; Actinopteri; Cyprinodontiformes; Cyprinodontidae
Product: germ cell-specific gene 1-like protein
Exons: 6
Coding region: 71-1135 (354 amino acids)
Cellular component (GO): plasma membrane
Source: RefSeq, a predicted model, not a curated record
UCUCCUGCUUGCCUUAAACCCCUCUGUGUUGUAUCCCACCACCCCUGCCUCCCUCCUCUGUCUCGUGGCCAUGCUCGAGCGUCUGUCCCGCCGUUCUCGAUCCGUUCUUUCCCUGACAUUAACCUCUUUGGCUCUGACCCUCUCCAUCCUGGCUCUCUGCACCUCAUAUUGGUGUGAGGGCACUCACAAGGUGGUCAAGCCUCUCUGCCUGUCGCCUGUCAAAAUGAAGAACUGUGGUCAGAACAACAGUGAGCCUUACACAACAGAGAGCCCCACGCAAAACCCUUUCAACCGCACACUGUCUCCAGACAGAAGAGAAGAGCUAGCCAAGAUCAGACAAAGGCAGCUGGCCAAUGCAGUACACUACAUCUGGGAGACAGGAGAGGACAAGUUUGCCUUCAGAUACUUCCAUACUGGCUUCUGGGAAAGCUGUGAGAAGCAGAAUGAUGGAGAGGUAUGUCGCAGUUUCAUCGACUUAACUCCAGGGGAAACACAAGGAGUUCUUUGGCUGUCGGUCAUUUCUGAGUUUACAUAUAUUGGCCUGCUGGGGAUGGGCUUCCUACUGAUGUGCCUGGAGGUUAUGUGCUCCCAUAAAGAGAUGCACGCACUAAAAAUCAAUGCCUUCGCUGCAAUUUGUACUGUGCUGUCAGGUCUUCUUGGGAUGGUAGCACAUAUGAUGUUCACUACAGUAUUUCAGAUGACAGUCAUUGUGGGCCCUAAAGACUGGAGGCCUCAGUCCUGGGACUACGGCUGGUCGUUUGCCCUUGCCUGGGUAUCCUUUAGUUGCUGCAUGGGGGCUGCUGUUGUCACACUCAAUUCUUACACAAAGACCAUCAUUGAGAUCCGUCGCAGGCAAAGACUCCGCUUGGACGAAGCAAGAGCCGCCGCUCGGGCCCCACCCUACGACGAGGUGGUUCCAGGAGGAGGGCUGUACUCAGUUAGCGGCCUACUACACUGUCCAGAUGGGAUGAUUGACGUGGCGUGGGCGCCGAAUGGCAGUGUGGUUGGAGUGGGAAACGGGGAUGUACCGACACUGGUUCUAGUGGGAGGCUGUGGCCCAGAGGGGUGUGAGGACUGUGAGCGAGAGAGAGACAAGAUGGGGGAGGCCAUGGAUCGAAUUGAUUCACCCUGUUAGAAGGACAAGUUAUGCACACAAACUAAAAGGGCUAAAACAAACUGCAUCAUUACAGUGAUAAGGGAAGCUGGCGUGUUUUGACUUGUUGUUCUAUUGCUGGUGAAGAUUCUCAGUCGUCCAGGUCAUAGUCAUUCAAAAAGUUAAAAACAAAC